Messenger RNA from Coffea eugenioides, 1089 nucleotides. RefSeq lists its product as uncharacterized. Lineage: Eukaryota; Viridiplantae; Streptophyta; Magnoliopsida; Gentianales; Rubiaceae. The coding region runs from base 1 to 1089 and encodes 362 amino acids. The record is from RefSeq and is a predicted model, not a curated record. The transcript has 3 exons.
AUGAGCGACUUCGGAGAUGAGCAGGGGACCAGCUCGUCUUCGGACGAAGACGAUGUUCUUUUUGCUGCGGGUGCUGCGCUGCUAUUUGGACCAAAUGCAGAACCAUACGGAGGUCCACUCCAGAAGGUGCCAUGCAGGACGUCUGCGCUGUCAGGACGACACUGGGUUGAGGAAGUGCUGUCAGGCCACCAUACCCGGAUCAUGGAUGCAACAAGGCUAAACGUUGAUUCUUUCAUGAGGUUAUGCCAGCUUUUGGCCGAAUGCGGAUUUGUUCCCCAAAAUCAUCAGAAAAGGGUUACAAUAGAGGAGGCACUUGCGAUGACAUUGGUCAUGAUGAGCCACAACAUGAGAAUGCGUAUGAUUGCUGAUCGAUUUAACCAUUCGACGGAGACAGACUGCGUCGGAGCUAUUGAUGGGACACAUAUACCUGCUUGUGCCCCAAGAGGACAACAAGUGGCAUACACUAAUCGACACGGUGUACAGUCACAAAAUGUUUUGGCUGUGUGCGACCAUGAUAUGCGAUUUGUGUACGUGUAUGCCGGUUGGGAAGGAAGUGCACAUGAUGCCCGAGUCUUAGAUGGGGCUUUGACCGGCCCAAAUCACUUCCCCAUGCCUCCUACAGGAAAAUAUUAUUUGGUUGACUCCGCGUAUCGAAACUUGCCCGGUUUCUUACCACCAUAUAGGGGACGCCAAGCUGAUGUUAGUGGUCGCAGGAGGGGGAGAUUUGCAACUGCGAAAGAGCUGUUUAAUUACCGGCACUCUGCACUACGGAAUGUCAUAGAGCGAAGUUUCGGUGUCCUAAAAAGGAGAUUUGCCAUUUUAAGGGGAGCCGUUCCGAACUACAUGAUGACAACACAGAUAAAUGUAGUUAUUGCUUGUUGUGCCGUGCAUAACUUCAUUAGGGAUCAACAACCGAAUGACAUGUACUUUGCUGACGCGGAGGAGGGAGAUCUAGAUAUUCAUGGUGCAAUUCCUCCUUAUCCCGAGAUACAGCCAUUGCAUUCUCCGCCUGAAGUUGUUGAGCAAUGGAUUGGCAUGAGAGACACACUGGCUACGCAUAUGUUCAAUGCCUAUAGAAAUAGGCGAUAA